This is a messenger RNA of Struthio camelus australis, 1944 nucleotides long. NCBI's taxonomy places the organism in Eukaryota, Metazoa, Chordata, Aves, Struthioniformes, Struthionidae. The record is from RefSeq and is a predicted model, not a curated record.
UGCCCGCUGCCCUGGGGGCGCGAAAACCAGCCUCCUCGGGCCGGUCUGGCUAGUGGCACACGAGUGAAGUUCAGUGUCCAGAUGAUGUGGAGCCCCGUCGUGAUCCAGUGAUGCAUGUAGCUGGUGCCAUUAGGGCAGGCUUGUUCUGCCUUUCAUCUAUCGCGCCAUUGGUUCAAAGCACCUUCCUGCCAGUAACAUCAGCUUUGUUCAUCUUGACUCCCAUCCAGACCUCCUUAUUCCCGUAAAUAUGCCAGCAGACACCGUAUUUGACAAAGAAGCUCUUUUUAGUGAAUUAAGUAUUGAGAACUGGAUUAUGCCUGCAGUUUACGCUGGCCAUAUUUCUCAAGUAAUAUGGCUUCACCCACCUUGGGCUCAGCAGAUCUCAGAAGGAAAACAUGAUUUUUUAAUUGGGAAAGACAUAUCAACAACUACAAUCAGGGUUACAGGUACAGAUCAUUACUUUCUAAGUGACGGUCUUUAUGUCCCUGCUGAUCAGCUAGAAAACCAGAAGCCUUUAAGUUUACAUGUCAUCGUCAUUAAUCCUACUGAAGCAUUGAAGAGCCAGGAAGAAAAUGACAAAGCAGCAUCUCCUAAGAGAGUGAAGCUAAAUACAGAUGACACAGCAAGCACUGCUUCUACCUCUUCAUUAGUGGUUCCUGGUGACCUUGCUCACGGCUCUUCAAGCGUGAAGAGCGAGGAAAUGCAAAAUGCAAGUGCACAAAACAGGACGGAAACCUUGUCAGAGUGCUCAGCUUCAAGCUCUCUCAGAAACAGUGAAUGCCCAACAAGGGAGGUUGUUAAAGAUAUUUGCCAAGUAGUACAGAAAGGGGAUGCAUACAUUUUAGAUAUUGACUUAGAUUUUUUUUCAGUUAAAAAUCCAUUUAAAGAAAUGUACACAAAGACAGAAUAUGAGCUCUUGCAAGAGUUAUACCGUUUUAAGAAGCCUCACAGAAAUGCAACAGAGGAGGGCUUGUUGGAUUGUGUUGAAAACCGUGUUCAUCAGUUAGAAGAUCUGGAAGCAGCAUUUGCAGACUUGUGUGACAGUGACGAUGAAGAGACGCUACAGAAAUGGGCUUCAUAUCCUGGAUUGGGCUUUCUGCUGCAAAACAGAAAGAAGUUAUCAGUGCCAGUAAGGUAUCUCUCCUUUUUUGGGAGCCUUUCUGGAGGCCAGUAUGCAAGACUCUCAUCCCUGCCCUAGCACAGAAGCAAUGCUGCAAGAGAUGUCCAAACUUAUCCUGUUGCAUUGUCUUGUCAGAGUAAGCAGUGCAAACAGGGUCGUAGCUCUGGAAAAAAAAAAUCGGCCAUCAGAAGAACACUGAGGCAAAAACUGUUGUAUACUCUGGGCUAGUAGGCUGAAAAUGUGAUUUUUCAAAUCUGUUUCCUGAAAAAUAUGCAAUACUUAACAUCUAUAUAUUUCAGUUUUCAGUAGAAAAAAUAUAACUUGUGGAUAUGUGUAUUAAUGUGCUGUUUUGCCAUAACUUUUUUCCUUAAGGCCAGAAAUACUCUCUAUAUCAUUUAGUGCAUGUGAGACAUGCCUUAGUUUUACACCUAAGAAUUUCUGAAUCUAGUUUAUUUUCCUUAGUUCUACAGUGCAAAAAAUAGUUUAGGAACUGAUUAGCCCAAUACUGUGCUAACAGAAAAGGAGGGAUCCUGGAUAGGAUCUUUGCAAGGCUACCAUUUUCCCUAUAAUUCUAAAGGAAAAUGAGUCAAACAAAGCAAACAAGGAUAGUAGAGCAAGUCUGCUAUCGUCAUUGUCACAGUAAACUUUCCAAGGUGAGCAUUGCACGGCUUCAUGCAAGUUCUGUUGUCUGUGGCCAAAGGCAGAUUUGGUAGCUCAAAAUUUAAUGAUCUAUGGGAUCAUUGGGAGGGAUAUAGGGACAUUGUCAGAGUAUGCAGGGAUGCGACAAGGAAGGCUAAGGCCCAUUUGGAGUUUAAUCUGGCAAG